Messenger RNA from Oryzias latipes (Japanese medaka), 3780 nucleotides. It is a transcript of the gene atxn2l, whose product is annotated as ataxin 2-like. The record is from RefSeq and is a predicted model, not a curated record. Gene Ontology annotation, biological process: cytoplasmic stress granule assembly. Gene Ontology annotation, molecular function: mRNA binding. NCBI's taxonomy places the organism in Eukaryota, Metazoa, Chordata, Actinopteri, Beloniformes, Adrianichthyidae. Gene Ontology annotation, cellular component: cytoplasmic stress granule.
UUGAGUCAAGUGAGCCUACCGAAAGGUGGUGUUGACCGACCGCAGCAGGUUUUCAAUAAGAAGCCUGAUAACUGAAACCUCGUAAGGAAACUGACAAUAACGCCAAGUACUAACUUUUCAACCGAAGAGUCAGCGGCGUCGGAGCUAAGGUUACGAGACGGAGGGAAGAAAGUAAAUCCCGAAGGAAGGAAGGCAGGCACUCGAAGUGAGCUUGAGGAUCAAAGCUAAUGCUAACUUAGCUUGUUGCUAUCGCUAAAUAUUUACACGGAACCGAGUGUGUUUUAGGUAUUAGUUUGGACUUUACUUUUGUGGUUUUAAAGUAAAUAUAUUUGGUGGUAAGAGGCUAAGUAUAUCCUGUAUUUAAUUCAAGUUUUUUUGCCUUAAUAUUUUAGGCCACAGUCGAUAUUUGUUAGCAGUACUAGCCGGUCUUUAAGGUUGGACCGGCUUUCUGCUUAUUACGAUAGGUGAUAUAUAGGCAAGGAAAUUUGGUUUUGUUAGUAUUUUUACGUUGGAAGGCACCCUGUUUAUUGGGUUUGGCUAAUAAAGUGGUACUGUCUAAGCCUUGUGCGUCGCAAUGCUAAAACAACAGCAGCCUGGCGCAGGCGGGAGAAAGACGUCUAACGGAACGUCGGGGCCCGGCGGUAUGUCUUCGCCAGUCAGCGGGAUGAACAGCGGCAGCAGGACACCCGCUGGAAGGAAUCGAGCCUCUGCAAAGCCAUCAUUCCAGGCAACUCCUGUCUUUGAGGGAGUCUACAACAAUGCUAGAAUGCUUCAUUUCCUCACAGCUGUUGUGGGGUCCACCUGUGACAUAAGAGUGAAGAAUGGCAAUGUUUUUCAAGGCAUUUUCAAGACUCUCAGCUCCCGGUGUGAGUUGGCCGUGGAUGCUGUACACAAACGCGGUCCUGAUGAUGACGGGUCGACAGCAGCUCCACCGCGGAGGGAGGACAUCACAGAGACGAUGAUCUUCAGUCCCUCUGAUCUAGUCACCAUGAUCUGCAGGGAUGUGGAUCUUAACUAUGCCACCAGAGACACUUUUACAGACACGGCCAUUAGCUCCAACCGCAUCAAUGGAGAACACAAAGAGAAGGUUUUACAGAGAUGGGAGGGAGGAGACAGCAAUGGGGAGAAUUACGAUCUGGAAAAUGAUACAUCUAAUGGCUGGGAUGCCAAUGAGAUGUUUCGUUACAAUGAAGUGAAAUAUGGCGUCACGUCAACGUAUGAUUCCAGCCUCUCCAUGUAUACUGUUCCCUUGGAGAGGGGAAACUCUGAGAACUAUCGGCAAAGGGAGGCCCGAGCUGCCCGAUUGGCUAGUGAGAUCGAGUCAAGCCCCCAGUAUCGCCAUCGCGUCGGCCUGGAAAACGAUGAAGGCAAAACUGAAGAAGAGAAGUUCAGUUCUGUGAUGAGAGACGGCAGCGAUCGAGAGCGGGGCCGCGAGAGUCCCCGCGACAAAGAGCGGGAAAGAGGCAGAGACAGUCCUGGAGCCAGCAAUAGAGAGGGCAAGUACAUUCCAUUACCUCAAAGACACAGAGAGAUGAACCGAGAGCGAGCAGAGAGGGGUCCGGGGGGUCCUCCCCCACACAGCCGUUUAAGCGGAGGUUACCGCUCCGCCCCUCCAUCCUCCUCAUCUUCGUCCCCCAGACCUUUACCGCCUGCUGCUGGACCUCAGCCUGGAGGUUCCCCCUCAGAGAGAAGCAGUCCUCUCUCAGGACGCAGCGGAGCUUACGGCCCCCACCACUCACAGGGAAGCGCCAGCCCAGGCUCAGGUUCUGGUCCUGCAAGUCCCUACACACCCGCCUCUCCCGGUGGACCGGUACAAACUCCAGCUUCUGCUUCCGCUGCGACAUCCCCAGUCAGCCCGCCUGCUCCACAUGGUCAUUCAGUUCCUCAUUCCCACUCCCUCCCAGUGGCUCUCUCUGAUGUGGGCAGGCCAGUCAAUGGAGUUUCUCCAAAAGCCCAAAGACAGACAAUUAGGACAAACCGCAUCCCAAACUCACACCCCGGGUCCUCAGCGUCUCGAUCCCCAAAAUCAGGCUCUUCCCAGGACACGCCUUAUCUGGACACAUCAUCUGUACCUCUGCCUGUCCAGAAAACAUCCGGCCCUGCUCCUCUCUUCCCUGUAGAUGUGAAUGAGAUUCUGGUUGCAGCUGCAAAGGAGCGCUCAGCAGAAAGUCACGGCAGCACAGAGGACAGUAAAGCCACUAAAGCUCCUUCAGUUCAGCAAAGAUCCCAGUUUGAAGAACUGCGGAAAUUCGGCAAAGACUUCAGACUCCAGUCGGGUGGAAGCAGUACCAACUCCCCUAGUUCUCCAGCUGCAUCAACCCCUCCUGUCGGCGACGCUGCACCAUCUGGUGUCGCCAAAUCCUCUGCUUCCGACGUUCACCCGACUCCAGAGCCCAAACAGCAGCCUUCAUCCACCAGUCCUUCCCAGCCUCAGCCCCAGCCGUCACCAGGUCCCACAGAGGAGCAAGCCAAGGACGCCACGACCGCAGCCGUUCCUGCAGGGCCCGGCGCUGCUGCCCCGCUUUCAGAACGGCAAUCUCCGUCCACCCCUCAGCCAGCCAGGACCCCGGGGAGCGACGAGGGUCGCUCCGACACGACGGAGCCGACGGAAGGCGUAGCCGACCAAGUGAAAAAGUCAACUUUGAACCCGAAUGCUAAAGAGUUCAACCCAAUCAAAACUCAGAUGUCCAUGACAAAACCCAACACGGCACCCACCCCACCUCGGCCAACCCCCCCAAGCCCGGUCGUUCUGCCCCCACAGGGGCCCCUCUACAACCCCCCCUACCUCUCCUAUGUUUCACAGAUCCACUCUGUGCAGCCACCUAUGUACCAGUACACCAUGCCAGUCAACCAGGGAAAAUACACCAGGAACAAAGGCCCAGUGGUUCCCCAACGAUCGGAUCAUGGUACUUCAGCUCCAGCAUUAAUGCAAGCUGCUGCAUCAGCAGCCGGAGCUCCUCUGGUGGCGUCCCCCUACCCUCAGUCCUACCUUCAGUACAAUCCACAGCAGUACAGCCAGCAGCAGGUCAUCCAAGCCAUGACUCCCUACCCCGGACAGCCAAUGUAUUCCAUGCUACAAAGUGGAGCCAGGAUGAUAAGUCAAGGUGGGGGUCCCCAUCCUCAAGCCCUUGGACCGCCUGGAGGUCCUCAGUUCCCUACACAGGGAGAUGGACCCCAAGGGCCACAGCAAGGCAUCUAUGCUCCACAGUCCUUCACUCAUCACUCAGGAGCCGUUCAUCAGCCUCAACCUUCCAGUACUCCGACGGGAAACCAGCCCCCACCGCAGCACGCUGCGCCCAGCCCUGGACAGAAUGCCCAGUCCGGCCCCCAGCCUCAGUCUUUAUACCACUCUGGUCCAUUGUCGGCCCCCACCCCACCCAACAUGCCUCCCGGCCACACGUCUCCACAGGGCUCCUACUCCAUUCAGGGCUACAGCAUCCACAGCCACCAAGGCCUCCCACCCACCUACCCUCUGGGGCAGAUCACGCAGGCCCACGUUCAAGGAGCCAUGUCAGGUCACCACUCAGGGAGUCAUGGCCAACCCCAGCUAGUGAUGUUGCAGCCUCAGCAGGGUCCUGGGGGAGUGCCUCAGCACCCCCAGCACGGACCCCAGCAAGGAGCACACCAGCACUUUUACAUAGGACAUCCACAAGCGAUGCAGGUCCAGACGCACCCCGCUUCUUUCCAUCCCCCCGGCAACUAAACCGCUCUGCCUCUGCGACCAGCAGACCUGGAUGCUCCGCCCAGGAAAAUACAAUCCUUAAAACUGAUUUAAAAAAA